CCCAACUUCGCACCGAGUCACACGGUAGGGGCGAAGUGAGAGGAGACAGGCGUUGGUGGUGGUGGUGGUGGUUGGUGGUGGUGGCGGUGUUACCAGCGACCAUUCCAAAGUCGUUCUCAUUCUCGGGCACUGCUCACCACAGCGUUGCGGUCCGGCACAAACGAGGAGUUACGGCACACGAGGAGAGACCACGCCGUGCCAACCCCGUCCAUCCCAAGCCCGUCGGGAUUCUUCUCGUCCCAACGUGAUUGGACCGGAGUCGACUUGAAUCUGCCCCAGCACUGACCCAGCCGAGUCCGGUCCAGUCUGGUCCGGUCCAGCAAGGUCCAGUCCGGUCCAGCAAGGUCCAGUCCGGUCCAGCAAGGUCCAGUCCGGUCCAGCCCAGGUCCAGUCCGGUCCAGCCAAGUCCAGUCCGGUCCAGCCAAGUCCAGCCAUGCUCACGGCACUCACCGCCGACGCCACGAGGGCGUACCAGAACUGGAUCAAGGAUGCAGACCCCCGCGUGGCCGACUGGCCGCUCAUGUCGUCACCGCUGCUGCAGACGGUGAUCCUGGCGGCCUACGUUUACUUCGUCAAGCGCCUGGGCCCACGCCUCAUGGAGAACCGCAAGCCCUUCGAGCUCAAGGGCGCCCUCGUCGCCUACAAUGCCGCGAUGGUCGUCUUCUCCAUCUACCUGUGCUACGAGUUCCUGAUGUCGGGUUGGGCUACUGGCUACACGUACCGGUGUGACCUCGUCGACUUCUCAAACUCUCCGCAGGCCGUCAGGAUGGCGUGGACCUGUUGGCUCUUCUACUUCUCAAAGUUCAUUGAGCUUCUCGACACGGUGUUCUUCGUCCUGCGGAAGAGGAAUGCACAGGUGACGUUCCUGCACGUGUACCACCACACCAUCAUGCCCUGGACCUGGUGGUUCGGGGUCAAGUUUGCUCCCGGUGGGCUGGGCUCCUUCCACGGGAUGGUGAACUCGUUUGUGCACGUCAUCAUGUACAGCUACUACGGACUCGCCGCCGCUGGACCCGCCUACCAGAAGUACAUCUGGUGGAAAAAAUACAUGACCGUCAUCCAGCUGGUGCAGUUCGUGUUGGUGCAGGCCCACAUCGCCCAGUUCUUCUUCCUCAAGGACUGCCCCUACAACUACCCCAUCUUCCUCUACAUAAUUUUCGUCUACGGCCUCGUCUUCCUCAUCCUCUUCCUCAACUUCUGGUACCAGGCCUACACCAAGGGCCUCCGCCCGCCUAAGAAGCUGGAGGGGGGCGCGGCGGGCGGCGACGGGUACCGCCGUCGCCACGACGACAACCACCACCACCACCACGUCGCCAACGGCAACGUCGCCAACGGGCAGCUCAACGGCAAGCACAAGGCCCAGUGACGAGGGGGAGGAGCCCUCCGUGCGGUCGUCGUCGUUCUCGUCACGUGGAAAAUUCCGCCGGCGUGACGCGCUUGGGACGACGAUGAUGAUGACGAUGAUGACGACGACGUUAACGAUGACGAUGACGUUAACGGUGUAGAUAAUGGUAAGGGGUGACGGUGGCGACGAUGACUUUGGUGACGACGAGGAUCGCGGUUACAACCGAUGCGACGACGAUGUUACUCGGGACCAGGAUGAUGACGGCGAUAAGCGCGACGGCAAUGAUGGCGCUGAGGAUGAUGACGACGACGACGAUAUUGACAGUGACCACAAAGAUUUUGAUGUCUUUUACGACAAUGACGACGACUAUGAAGACGACGUCAAUGAUUAUUAUGACAGACGACGACCGAGGCUGACUGUGGAUGACGGCGGCAAUAGCGGGGACUGCGAUCGUUAGUGACGAGGUCGACAGCGGCUGCGACGACGACGACCAUAAGUGCCGGCGACGACGACGAUGGCGGCGGCGACGACUACGUUAACGUCCGCGACUGAGCACUAAGGCAUUGACGACGACGAUGAUGAUGAUGGCGAUGGUAACUGCAGAGGCGAGGAGGGUUGUGACCACGAAGUGACGACCACGGUGACGCGAUGGCAAUGAAGAAACGGUGACGACUCCUCACGUGACCCAACCACACUGGUGGGGGGAGCCGAACAACAACUCCCCCCCCCGACCCCCCCCCCCCCCCCCCCUCUAAAUAUUAUUUAUGACGCGCGCCGAAACCUCGUCACGGUGGAGAGAGAAGGGGGCGGGGGGUGCCGGGAGGGCGAUGCGGGAGGGGCGAGCUGACGAUGAUGACGAGGGCGGGGGGCGCGUGCGCGUGUUGACCGGUUGGUGGACAGAAUAAAGAGGUGAUCGCCAGUGAGGGAGCCGCAGUGGCUGAGCCGUGGUCAUUUGCUGAGCCGAGGUCGCCGCUCGCGGCUCGUCGUGCGGUCGUGCCGGCGUCCACUUGGUCCGGGGUAAAGCCUCUCGCCCUUACCCGGCAACCGUUGGAACGACAUCGCACGACGCCCCCGCCAAUCGCUAUCUCCUUCCUCCACCACCACCACCGCCUGAGUAGCUCUCGCGGCAGGCACCGGUUGGGCCCCCCAGCUUUGCGGGCCAAGUCGUGGCGGUGGGGACGGGGGGGGGGGGGCCACGGCUUACGCUUGGAAAGCAGAAACAAAGCUGAUUUGCCAAAUCGAUUUUGUUUUUGACGUGGUACGUCGCGUGCAGAACGAAUGAGCGGGGUGGGGGGGGGGGUGGCGGGGGUAGGUCGGAGGUCAUCGUCGCGAUGGGUGGGGAUGGCAUGUUGACGUCCCGAGUUAUUUUUUUUUCCAUCGGGAGUUUAGUCGGCUCUGGGUCCGGUGAUCCCAAAACUGGGCGCGGGAUUGUCCCGUGCGAAAGAUUCCGGAAAGAAAAAAAA
Molecule: messenger RNA, 2808 nt
Organism: Petromyzon marinus (sea lamprey)
Lineage: Eukaryota; Metazoa; Chordata; Hyperoartia; Petromyzontiformes; Petromyzontidae
Source: RefSeq, a predicted model, not a curated record